CUGUGUGCUCCAGGCUGUUCCCCUUGCAGUGCGAUGGCACUUGAAUAAUACUGCUUGAGGUGAUGGCAGUGGAGACUGGAGAACUCUGCAAGUGGGUGUAUGGAACUGACUGGCCCGCUGUUCCUCCAGCUCUCAGGAGAACCUGUUUCCUGCCUUAGCACAUCAGAGUCACUAGCUGCCUCCCGCUUCGGGUGGCAAAGGUCCUCUGAAACUCAGUAUCCAAUGUCCACCACUCCCUUCAAAGCCCUGAGAGCAUGAUGCUGGAUCUAAGGUAUGAGUAGGGUGUGUGCCUUGACCUCAGGAGAGCGAGGUGAGGGGGUUGGAGUCUCCCAUCUGCCCCCCCCAAACUGUCUGUGCCUAAGCCAGGAACACGGAUAGUGUCCACGGACAAAACUGACGGGAAUCCUGCAGCACUGCCGCUAGAACAGCCCCAUAGCUGCUAGUGUAAUGAAGGUGUUGUCAUUAAUAAACCUCCGGGUAGUGUAAUUUCCUCUUGGCUCCCUAGGAUUUUAACUGCAGAGGAUGGGGGUGGGGAGACGGAAAAGACCCUUUAGAUCUCUCCUGGCACUGAUUUUGCUCAGCUUUGUAAACAGCAUCUGUUUUGGCCUUUUAGCAGUUAAUUUCCCUCUCAGGUAUUUAUAGAGUCAUCCCCCUCCCCUUCUCACCUCUCCCCCCCGGACUUGCUGGAGGAGGUUUGAGGCACUUUGCUGUGUGUUUUUAACCUUUGGGACUUUUUUUUGUCCCGAUUAGGAAUUUCUCUGUGACCCCAAGUUCAGCGAUGAAGAAGAUCUGGAGGAGAAGCUUGCGGCGUUCAAAGAGAAGUACAUGGAGUUUGACCUGAAUAACCAAGGCGAGAUUGAUCUGAUGUCUGUCAAAAGGAUGAUGGAGAAGCUGGGGGCUCCAAAGACGCACUUGGAGCUGAAGAAGAUGAUCUCUGAAGUGACGGGCGGGGUCAGCGACACCAUCUCUUACCAGGACUUCGUCAACGUGAUGCUUGGCAAGCGCUCCGCCGUCCUUAAAUUAGUCAUGCUGUUUGAAGGAAAAGCCAAUGAAAACAUCCCAAAGCCUUCUGGUCCGCCUCCAGAGAGAGAUAUCGCCAGCCUUCCUUAAGGUGAUAGGCUGAGAGCCAAACCUGUUAGCAUCAUGGUGGUCUGUAAGGAGGGUUACCUGUUCUGUUACUUUUACGUUGGUCAGUCUUAGUGAUAGAAACUAAUCAGCCUUAGAAGAGGAAUGACAAGGGAAGCCCAGGGACCCCCAGUCCACAGGUCGCCAUCUCUUUGCUGCAUCCCCUAACCAGUUUCAUCUGUUUGAGAGACUCUGUAGCAAAAGUGUAACCGUAAAACCAAAAAUAACUGCAACCCCCCCGGUGGUUCUCAGGUGAGAAAUUGUUGAUUGUUCUCUGUGGUCUCUAGCAUGGAUCUUUCAGCUACAAGGGGCUGCCUCCUUUUGAACAGUGGCUCAGAAUCCACCUGUGAAUCUGCAUUCAGCACAGAGCAUCCUCCAGUCACGCCCAUGGGAAAUGGACAUGUCCUUAAUAUGGCCACAUUGCUGUCUGUGCCCUGUGUGGCUGCUGUUGAGUUCUGUCCUGCCCUAACUAGUAAAGUGCCUUCUCUGCUUUACUCUACACACACCAGCUUCUGGCUAGUUCUGAAGUUGAACAGUAAUUGUCCAGCCAAAUGCAAGUACAUCUUUCAUCCUUGUGGUCUGCUCUCCUAGACAAGGAUGGGAAGGCGGAAGUACAUUUGAGACUGGCUGGUUGGGUCCUGCCCAGGCAGUUGAGGACUGCCCUUUGGGGACACGGUGGGGGAAUGCUAGCCACUUUGGAGAAGGGCAAGUGGCUGCUGAGGCGCAGAGGCCUAGAGCCUGAAGAAGGAAUUUUAGACACCUCCCCACCCGACCCACAUACACCUACAUCCCAUUGAACAGUAGGGCCCAGUACCUGCUUCUCUGAUUCAUCCCUACAGUGUCAGGUCUGAGCCCAGUGCCUGCUGUUAAAUUUCCCCAGUACACCUAGGACGUUCCUCCCUGUCCCAGUUCUGUUGCCUUUUUCGUGGCCAAAGUGGACCCCAGUUAUAAAUCCACACCUUCCCACCUGACCUGGCAGUGGGAGAGCUCCCCUUAGCUCUCCUGCCAUGUGACCUCCUCUGUUUCCAUGGUGCCUAUAGCCUUGUGAAUGAUGCAGAAACUUCCUGUUUUACUGCUGGGAUUUGACCUUGUGUCCUGUGAAGCUCAUGAGCGGGUUAGAGGAGAAAUUAUAGUGUCGGGCUGGAUAUUUACAUCCUGCUAAGGUAGGUUAAGAGGAAAGGUGAGGGAGGCCUGUGCAUCACAGCCAUUGCUGCGAUACAGUAAAUAUCUGUGUGUUGCAUCUUUUGGAGCUUUAAGUCAAUACUCUAAGGAUCUCUUUUUUAAGGUAAAGAACUGGCCUUACUGAAUGCAUGCUAGACACUGGCUAUCCCAGGAGAAUAAAAUCAGACUUGAGAAACAUUCAGUUCUAGGAUCCACCGGAUCUGGUGUCAAACUGGGAUGGCUCUUUGGGUCUCUGGUGCCUUUAGUUGUUGAUCAGGAACAUGGAAGAAAGUUUCCCUGUGAUUUCCUAAACUAGGGUGCAAAUCCAUGAGAGACUGUGAGCUCCUGGCCCUACUAAAAUCAAUGGGAAUUUUGUUGUUGACUUUCUAAUGAGGCCUGGAUUUCCCCCCUCUGACUUGCAGUUCUAAGACACUGACAUCCACCUUUAUUUUGCCUGCCCAAGGUGUAAGAUUAAGCCCCAAGUGCAUGUCACAAGCAGUCUAAAAAUGGGCAAGAAUUGCCCUCACGAUCACAAUCGCAGGCCUCCAACCGGAAGAUGAUAAAGAACUUCCACCUGUGACUGGUGCAGGACAGACAGCAAAGUCCCCUGGAGGGUCCCUCUUGGAUCAAUAAGUCCUUGCCACUGUGGUCUCCUUUUUAGAAGCUAGAGAAACUAUUCUGUUCUGUCAUCUGUGGUAGAAGCUGUCAAUUCAUUGUCUGCUUAUAUUUAUAUAGUUAAAAUGAAAACUACAUAAUAUAUUGGGUUUGUUUUCCUUGUAAUGUGAAUAAGUGGUUGGCUUCUGAAGCUUGCAGACUCCCUCUUCUCCAGUGACCAAUCUGGUCAAUUUCCCUAGACUAAAUCCUGUUUUAACGGCCAGUUCCAAAAGCUGUUAUCUUGCACCUGAAAUUCUGGGGAUGGUGGGAGAAUGAGCCCAGCUAUUUUGCUUUCAAUUUUCACAGAAAAGGCCUGGGAUAUGCUGAAUCUGUAGGUGUAGGAAACGGAACUCCAGUCUGAGUCCUUAAGCUGGACCAGAAUGAAUUCUGGAUGAGUCUGUUUGUAUUAAUGCCCUCAAAAUCUCCCAAAUUAGGCCUUGUUCAACAAACAUAUUUCUUAUAUGCUUGAAUUUACUCAUAUGAGGAGUCAUUUGACUUCAGUGGGACUAUUCCGUGACAAAAUGGAACACAUGAAAGGGUUGGGGGGGUUUUUUUGCCUUUUUUUUUUUUUUUUUGGGAACAGGGAGCUUUUCU
Messenger RNA from Pelodiscus sinensis (Chinese soft-shelled turtle), 3534 nucleotides. Lineage: Eukaryota; Metazoa; Chordata; Testudines; Trionychidae. The record is from RefSeq and is a predicted model, not a curated record.